Penaeus chinensis is the source of this 662-nucleotide messenger RNA. RefSeq names its product anti-lipopolysaccharide factor-like. The transcript is spliced from 3 exons. The record is from RefSeq and is a predicted model, not a curated record. Lineage: Eukaryota; Metazoa; Arthropoda; Malacostraca; Decapoda; Penaeidae. Bases 33 to 404 code for a protein of 123 amino acids.
UUAAAUCAUUACCUUCAUUUGCCUUGCAGAAGAUGCGUGUCUCCGUGUUGGCAAGCCUGGUGCUGGUGGUGUCCCUGGUGGCACUCUUCGCCCCGCAGUGCCAGGCUCAAGGGUGGGAGGCUGUGGCAGCGGCCGUCGCCAGCAAGAUUGUUGGGCUGUGGAGGAACGAGAAAACCGAACUCCUCGGCCACGAGUGCAAGUUCACCGUCAAGCCUUACAUUAAGAGGUUCCAGUUGUACUACAAGGGGAGGAUGUGGUGCCCAGGCUGGACGGCCAUCAGAGGAGAAGCCAGCACACGCAGUCAGUCCGGGGUGGCUGGAAGAACAGCCCAAGACUUCGUCCGGAAAGCUUUCCAGAAAGGUCUCAUCUCUCAACAGCAGGCCAACCAGUGGCUUAACUCAUAGGCCCUUUGCUCAGCCGCAGUUGGCAAUGGAGGCUCUUUCUCUUGUGUUUUUCCUUUCCACACAGAACCGAAGUGUGGAGGCAUUCAUUAUGUUAGAUUUUGGUUAUAGGAAACUAUGGAUGCACUGAAUGCAACUACUGUACAUAAGAGAAUAUAACAGAAAUUUGUAAUAAACUGUCUUAGUGGGAGUCUUAGACUCUGUUGCCAUUAAGGUACAGUAAAUUCUUUGAUUGAAACUUUGAGUAAACUUUGUCAUUUU